GAAACUGCAAGCUCCAUGACUAGUUCUUCCAAGUCCUCUAGCUAUUCUGCCUUUCUGCAGCUGAAGGAGAGAAGCCAUGAGGGUAGCAGCCAUUGUGGACUGUACUGUGGAGGGUCGAGGCUCCAAAUCUGAAACCAACAAGAGGUGAUAGGGACCUGGGAACUCCAAGCUGGUCUUAUAAGCAAUGUAUGGGGGGCUACGGGCUCACAAAGGCAACUCCCACAUCCAACAUUUCCCUUCAUCUUGGGCUCAGUAAACAUUUGACCGAACAUGGAAGUGCAGGCGGAAUCACCAGGAAAUAUGGAAAUAUGACCAGAAGGAUAGAGUAGAAAUACUGGUUCAAGGUGCCGGCUUGCAUAAUAUCAAACAUGGAUGGGCAAUCAGGGAAAACGAUGCAAAGUCUGCCUGAUACAUUAUCGUCCCUCAUGGGGUUCAACCAGUACCUCACACCCAGUUGGAUUGAAUCAGUGUCUCACAUCAUCAAGGAGUUGUCACCAGCCGAACCAAAGACGAAAGUAAUGGUUCAUAUGGCUCAAAAUAUUGGUCCUGAUGAUGCAGAAUCAGACGCUAAAGUUGCAAAGAUUCAAGACGAACUGGUUUCACUGAAUGCUCAACUAAAGCAGAUAACACUGCAGAGGAGACAGUCACUAAAUAACUAUUUGGAUCUGAAAGGAAAUAUAAGGGUGUUCUGUCGUGUAAGACCUUUUCACCAUGAAGAGAGUUACCAAUCCAGAUCUCUGUUCACCCUGGAUGAGAGUAAUGUGUUCCUAAAAGUUGCUGAAACCAAGAUAAAGCAAUACAAGUUCGAUAAGGUUUUCAACCAAUGCUCAACACAAGGUGAUGUAUUUGCUGAAGUUGAACCAGUGAUAAAAUCUGCUUUAGAUGGCUAUAACGUUUGUAUAUUCGCCUAUGGGCAAACAGGUAGUGGAAAAACUUAUACCAUGGAAGGGAAGCAUACAGCUACAGAUCUAGGUGUGAUACCACGAGGGAUUCAAGCAUUAUUUGAUCGAGCUUCAGAGAGCAACAGAAGGUUUCUGUUCACUUUCAGUAUGCUUGAGAUAUACAUGGGAAACCUACGAGACCUGCUAGUUCCCAGAAGCAAGACACAUGAUUUUAAGAAAGUACCAAGCCUUUCCAUCAAAACAGAUACUGAUGGCAGCAUUGAGAUUGAAAACCUAGUGGCAGUUACUGUGAAUAGUUUUCAAGAAGUAAAAAGACUAUAUGAAUUGGGGACCCGGCUUCGUUCAACAGCUUACACUAUGGCUAAUUCUACAUCAAGCAGAUCUCAUUGUUUGAUUCGCCUUUCAUUGACCUCCUUCGAUGCACCAGAGAGAAAAAAAGCAAGAAACAAGUUAUGGAUGAUUGAUCUAGGUGGAAAUGAAAGACUUGUCAAGACAAAAGCAACUGGGAAAAGGCUCAAGGAAGGCAAAGCCAUAAAUUUGUCACUGUCAGCCCUAGGGGAUGUGAUUGAUGCACUUCAAACCAAAAAAGCCCAUGUCCCUUAUAGGAAUAGCAAGCUUACACAAGUUCUUAGAGACUCUCUAGGAUGCGAUUCCAAAACAUUGAUGCUUGUCCAUAUCCGCCCAAAUGAGGAUGAUUUGUGUGAGACAAUUUGUACCUUGGGUUUUGCAACAAGAGUUAGAAGCAUUCGCUUGGAAAGUGAAGAGCCACCAGAAGAAAAGGCAAGAAAGGAACAUUUAUUAACAGAGUUGGAACGGGAGGUCAGUGAAUUAGAACAACAAUGUGAAGAUGUUACCCGAAAGAUUAAGAAACUCGAGGAGACAAUGGAGCAUUUGAAAGGACCACAGCCAUUUGUUAGCACAGAUUCUGUUGUUUCACAUCCAUUGAGUGAAGACCUGAAAACUAGCAUGUCAAAGGCUACAAAGAAUUCAAAGAAUCAUAUAGAAGUCUCAUCUAGGUUACCUAGUUUUAUGAAGCCAACGGCUUCUAGCCAGCAGAGGAUAGGCUUGACCAAACACAUUCCUAUCAGUAACAGGACAAAACCACCAGUGCCACCAAAGAGAAGGCCUUCCUCAGUUUAUGCUGAGUCUGUAAGGCUGCCAGUAAAUGCUACCACUUGGCAGUCAGAAUGCAGCUCUGAGUGCAGUAUCUCCAUGACAAGUGACAUGAAUUGGAUGCCAAGCGCACAAGAUGGGACAGAAUGCAGCCAGCAGGAUACAUCAGAGUAUGAGACCAAACAGGUGAUUUUCUCAGAACAUGAGAAACUGUUGCACAGUGAACUGAUUUCGCUCGCAGAAUGUCAACUUGUAGAAUCAGGAAAGAUGCAGAAUAAAACUGAAGAAAUGGACAUUAUAGACAUUGAUAGUUGGAUCCAUCAACAAAACACUGGCAUAUGUCAAAGAGACAGGAUUCUAGAUAUUCCUGAAGUAACUGAAUAUGGAACGUACAGUUCUAGUACCGCUUCAUCAAUUCAGAUAGAAUGUAUUAAAGGUGGUAAACAGGCACAGGAUGAAGACAGUCACCUCAAACUGCAACCCCCCGUGCAUAAUGUGGAAGACAUCAAGCAAGCAGAAGCUAUCAAUCAAUUCACUUCAACAGAAUUAUGCACUCCUCCCUCAAAAGAACUUUGCAGCAACGACAAAAUGAAGGAACAUAAAAAUGAAAGGCUUGCAUAUCAUGGAAAUUCCAGAAGAUCGCUACAGGAAAAGUUGGACAAGUGCAUGCCAGGGCAGCCAGACAAGGAAUCAAAAACUGACCCCAUCAUACAACCUGAAGUCAGGUUCCAGGAUGAAGAACAUUAUAUAGACAAAUCGACAAAGUUCUUUCAAGCUCUUCGAACGGCAUGGGUUGGUGCUCUUCUAGGACUGGGCACUAUGAGCCUUGGGUUAGAGCAAGACUUCUUCCAGAGCUUGGAGCUUUAAUUUAACUAGAAUUUCAUCAUUUUAAGGGGGUUCUAAGAGGUAGUAUUCAAUUUUAAGAGUAACUACUUCAGAGAAAAUUUGUGCUCACUAUGCCAGAUGCCACAGUGAAAUGUAACGGUCAAUUUGCCACAAUGGCAGGUGGAUUGCUGAUAUGAUCCUGAAAUAGUUGUUUUGACUGCAGAUGGAUACUCUUAGGACAACUAAAAAUGGAUGGAUGGAUAAGAAAGAAUAGGCAAUUAUAUGAUAAAUUUUGCCUUGUCACUGUCA
Molecule: messenger RNA, 3149 nt
Organism: Panicum virgatum (switchgrass)
Lineage: Eukaryota; Viridiplantae; Streptophyta; Magnoliopsida; Poales; Poaceae
Product: kinesin-like protein KIN-14B
Exons: 13
Coding region: 369-2882 (837 amino acids)
Biological process (GO): microtubule-based movement
Molecular function (GO): microtubule motor activity; ATP binding; microtubule binding
Source: RefSeq, a predicted model, not a curated record